Messenger RNA from Leptosia nina, 1209 nucleotides. The record is from the annotation of a GenBank genome assembly. Lineage: Eukaryota; Metazoa; Arthropoda; Insecta; Lepidoptera; Pieridae.
AUGGAUCUCACCGAAGACGACUUGUAUAAUUGGUACAAGCACGCACAAGAUGGAGUCAGAGAAGGAGUCAGGACCAUGCAAAACUCGAUUAACUCUCGCAGUGUCCUGUCACUAAUAGUGGCCGUCUUCUCCCUGUCUUCGGCGCAGCAGGGCGACAACGUCGUCGACCUGAUCGGGAAGGGGAUAGGGAAGGAAGUAUCUGCUGUCAAACAACCCUUUGAGGAGACACUGGUUUUUGUCGGCUCCGCCCAAUGUAAACACGUGAAAAGAUUAGUAGGAGUGUCAUACGAGCAGCUGCACGGGGAAAGGGAGCCGGAUCUGAAUACACUUGCAUUGGUCUACAGAGAUAGAUUGGCGACGACAAAUAUAAACAUAACACAAGCCGCCCAGUGGCUGGUUCAAGCCAGGCGGAACGAGCCAGACCGGCGACUCAUUAUCUUCGUGCACGGCUUCACCGACAACCCCCUCAAAGACAACUUCAUCAACAUCAGCAACUCGUUCCUGCAAAGCAAUGAAAUCAGUGUAUUGGCGUUAGACGGCAGUCCACUGAUUCGCUGGCUGUAUCUUCGCUCCUCCACUUACGUGAGAUUCAUAGGCCAGAAGCUCGCGGAAGUGCUGGUGGCUUUAGUCAAUGAUGGCCAAGAUCCGGCAUACAUCCACUUGAUCGGUCACAGCCUCGGCGCUCACAUAUCCGGUUUCGCUGGCAAGACGUUCGAGGAAUCAACCGGGCGCAAGAUCGGCCGGAUAUCCGGGUUGGACCCGGCCGGGCCCUGCUUCAGCCACGUAGACCCGGAGUUGCGUUUGAAGGCGACGGACGCGGAGUUCGUCGACGUAAUCCAUACUGAUGCCGGAGUAUUUGGUCUGAGGGAUCCCAUCGGGCAAGUGGAUUACUUUCCCAACAAUGGGGCGAUGCAGCCGAACUGUGUGUUGCAGUCGUGUUCCCACUCUCGCGUGGUGUCCUAUUACGGGGAGUCGAUCGUCAACGGCGAAGCCUUCCCGGCCGUCAGGUGUCGCGAUUGGGAAGCCUACAAGAAGGGACAGUGCGAUUUCAAGAGUAUCAGCUAUAUGGGUUACGCUUCGAAGCCCGGCACAAAAGGACUCUACUUCUUGCGAACCAACGGAGAGUCGCCUUUCGGCCUCGGCGUCGAGGGGUUGAAAUAUGUCAACAAUGAGGGGAUCGUGAGGAACAUCGGAAACCUAUUCGGAUAA